Trypanosoma grayi is the source of this 381-nucleotide messenger RNA. RefSeq lists its product as hypothetical. Lineage: Eukaryota; Euglenozoa; Kinetoplastea; Trypanosomatida; Trypanosomatidae. The transcript has a single exon. Bases 1 to 381 code for a protein of 126 amino acids. The record is from RefSeq and is a predicted model, not a curated record.
AUGUCGACUCCUGGGAAGGUCGAACACAUAAACAAUGCGGGGAAUGACGGCCUCAAUGCCGGUAAUUUUCGUCUGGGACAACAGCAACAGCCGGUUGAUAUGUUCGUUGCAUGUUUCGAGGCUGCGCUGGAGGAGGAGCUGAAGGAACAGGCUAUCUCCAGCAGCUUUCGCAUCUGCUUUGACAAGAUCGGCUCACCAUACGGCUUCAUCCGCAACGAGGGUCUUCGUGAAGCGUUGCAGCGGCUGUGCGACCUUUCGGUUGAGGCGGCGGAGGAGGCGGCUCGCACGNCAACGAGGGUCUUCGUGAAGCGUUGCAGCGGCUGUGCGACCUUUCGGUUGAGGCGGCGGAGGAGGCGGCUCGCACGACAGAGGCAGCAGUAG